Messenger RNA from Prorocentrum cordatum, 1833 nucleotides. The record is from the annotation of a GenBank genome assembly. Lineage: Eukaryota; Dinophyceae; Prorocentrales; Prorocentraceae.
AUGGUGGUGAAGAACACGUUCGUCGACAGUGUGCAUGCGGCAGGCGAACUUCACGAGGACGACAUGUGCGCGACCACACUUCGCCGUAGCUUCUCUGACCCCACGAUGGGAGCCAAGGUCCCGCUCGACGUCGGGAUGCCGGUCGUGCCAACACCUCCGCCGGCCGCAUCGAGAUUGCCGCGCUGGAGCGAAGACGAGGACAGCGAGGACGAGCUGAGCUUGCACGCGGCGAAACCCGAUCUGGGUGUGGAUGAACCGACGGCGUGGCACACGAUGCAGAGCCAGAAGACGGCGGGCGGAGUGCUGGAGGUGGCCUUCCAGAACCUGCCUGCGCUGAGUGCGGAAGCGAUCGCGGAGGCGCUGCACCUCGCCGCACGAAGGCUGGCCGCCCCGCAGUCGGGGGCGUUCUCCAGCCAGGUGCUGCCCCCGCUGCUCGCAGUCCUGCAGCAGGGCGUUGCGACGCUGCAGGGCCCGCAGCAGCUCUCGCGGCUCAUGUGGGCGCUCGGCAAGCUGAACGCGUGCGUCCGCCCGAAUUCCUCGCCCUGCCUGUACGGAGUGGAGGAAUGUGUGCUCCACGUCUGCAGCGCCCUCCCCCGCGUCCUGGCCGGCUGCACCCACCUCGACCUCACCAACAUGCUUUGGGGUCUCGCCAAAGUCUGCCCAGGCGCGGCCGGCGGCGGAGUUGGCGCCAUUCCGUUGGUGCGCAAGGCGGCGCACGCUGUGGUGGGCGGGUGCGCCGCGAAGGUCUCGGAAUCCACGGCGCAAGGCUUGGCGAACUCCUUCUGGGCCAUGGCACGGCUGAAGAUGAGCGGGCCCGGCGUCGAGACGUUCCUGGGAAAGGCCCUGCGCGCGUAUUUGGACGGCGCGCUCUUCGACAGCUUCACGUCCCAGGGCGUCGCCAACGUGCUCUGGGCCCUGGCCACCCUGCGGGCGGCCGGCGUCGGCAGGGGGCCACAGGACAGCACCGUGCGGUUGGCCAUCGUCGCGUUGGCCAAGGCCACCUCCUCCCAGCUCCAGCAUUUCCAGCUGCAGGAGCUGAGCAUGGUGGCGUGGUCGUUCGCGAAGCUGUACGAGUCGAGGGCGGGGGGGGCGCAGCAGGGCGGCUGGGCGGCGCGGCCGAUCGAGGUGGACCUGAUGCUGAUGGAGUUGGCCGCGGUGGCCACGAAGUACGUCGACGGCUUCGAGGGGCAGGGGAUCUCGAACAUCGCUUGGGCCUUGGCCACGCUGGAGCUCACGGGGCCCGCCCCCGCUGUCGCCCCGGGGCGGGCCUUCAUCAGGGCGGCCGUCGACGUCUGCGCCUGCAAGCUGGAGGGCUACUCGGGGCAGGCCAUCGCGAACUUGCUCUGGGCCUGCACCCGGUCGGAGUCCGCCGAGCAGCACAGGAGGGCCAAGAAUAAGUCGAUGGGGCACUUCUGCUCCGCCGUUGCGGACGAGAUGAUGCAUCGCAUCACAGGAGGCCUCGGCGGGGUGACCUGGCGGGACCUCUCCAGCGUGGCGAUCGCGCUGAUGCACAGCAGGAGGAAGUCACCAGCCGUGAUGAACUACAUUGCCGUCUUGGUCCACCGGACGGCAGAGCAAGUUGUAACCGGGGGCCUCUCCGCCCAGCAGAUUCUCAACAUUGCCCAGGCGGCCGCGCGAAUGAAGGUAUCCCCAUCGGAGAUGCAGAUGCUUGUGAACAGUAUCGAGGACCGCGUCUCGGCGGGCGGCCUGCAGUUCAACCACUUGGACUGGAACCAGUGGAACGAGGUGCAGCAGUGGUGCCCGCCAACACGCUUUUACUCCGCAAGCACGGGCUCUCAGACAGCGGCCAUCCCAGUAUGGGGGCUGGCGUGA